AUGAUAAACGAAAGGAAACAAAUCUAUGGCAAAAACUUUCCUGAUAUUUAUAGAGAUAUGAUUAUGUAUAGAGAGAUAAAUAAGAAUGAUAAUGAGCCUGACCCAUUGCAUGUUAUUUUAGGAGUUAUUGAGAGCUAUCUUUAUUAUGAUAAUGACAGAAAACAGGUCCUAAUAAAAUGCUUGUCAGAUCUUAUAUCACUAAAUCAGCGGCAACCUGCACCAAUUGAAAAUGCUUAUAAUCAUUUAAUGCAGAUCAUUAACACUCGUGAUAUCAAUUUUCUAGAUAAUUUAUCAUUUUAUAAUGAAGAAUUUUGGGAUUUACUGAAAGUCAUUAAAGAUAACAUUGAAAAUAUCUGUGGAUUUGAGUCUUUUAUGCCUUAUAAUAUUUUAUUUAAAAUCUCUUGCAUGUUUCAAGUUUCUAUUAGAAUUGUCAAAACUGUAGAAACCUCUGAUUUAAAAAUGAUUCAGUAUGGCAAUGUAAGCCCUAUAGUUGAUAUAUUUUUCAAUGAAGCGGAUUUAUGAUAUAUAAUGUAUCCUGAAUUAACAGUUAGGGAACUAUUUUUACCACGUCAUUUGGAUAAAGUUUACCAUUGUGGCUGCCAUAAUUCGCAUGGAAAGAGUUGCCCAGAUAAAGAGCCAUAUACUAUUGAAGAUGAGCCUUGCAGUUUUUAUAUAGUUUUAUUUUCCUAG
Blepharisma stoltei is the source of this 690-nucleotide messenger RNA. NCBI's taxonomy places the organism in Eukaryota, Ciliophora, Heterotrichea, Heterotrichida, Blepharismidae. The record is from the annotation of a GenBank genome assembly.